Messenger RNA from Mixia osmundae IAM 14324, 3345 nucleotides. RefSeq lists its product as uncharacterized. The transcript has 4 exons. NCBI's taxonomy places the organism in Eukaryota, Fungi, Basidiomycota, Mixiomycetes, Mixiales, Mixiaceae. The record is from RefSeq and is a predicted model, not a curated record. Bases 1 to 3345 code for a protein of 1114 amino acids.
AUGCGUCCUACACCUGAAGUCGACAGUGCCGGCUCCUUGCAUAAGCAGGCGACUGUGUCAGAUACUCAAGCAGACUUAUACGACGACGAUGGCUGGGCGAACGAUCAUUACCCUGAUGCCGACACUCAGACGCUUGAAGACACGCUGGCUGCUCUGUACGGCAAUACGAGACCCAGUGAAGACAUGCCCGACCGUAUCAAUGCUGCAUCGCCUCUCGACGCUUCUGAUGAGAUCGCUGAGGCGACUCUGUCGACCGAGGCAGCGCGUACGAGCAAGACACGGCACAACUUGUCCUAUCAGGCGGCAGCAGACGAUGCCUGCAGUGCGUUUCCCGCCAAGCUGAGUCUGAGCGAUCUCGAGACAGAGCGAGCAAUUACCCGUAUUUCGCCGAACAUGUGGGCAAUUCGCGAGAUAGGCAAAAGAGACAAUUUCUACCAUCUGUGGGGUCUACCUGAUUCAGGCAAUAUUCAUUGGGGAUGCACCUGCAAGACCAACCGCGACUCGGACCAUUGCGACCACGUCGAGAUUGCACACAACAAUACUCAAAGCUUCAUGCAGUUGCAAGCUGCGGACGCGGAAUGUGUCGAGUACGGGCGCGUGCCGCAAGCUGCUUUGCUGGAGAUAAGCAACGAAUCAACAGAUCACUGCACGUUCUGGCUGUCAGUCGUACGAAGUGCUGACACAAUGCAAGAAUCUGCCAACAAGCGAGUAUUCGUCAAGCUCGUCUAUCCAGACGCAACAAGCUGGCCUUACGGUACCUGCUCGAUCUGCGCCCGCAGUCGUAGCUGGUGUGCUCAUCGCGAGCUUGCUCAAAUACAUAUCGUUCACGCACUGGGAUACGUAGAGCCUGAGAGGCUCAGACCGCCAACAGAAAGCUGCAAGGCGAGAGAUACCCACACGAUCGCACUCGCUCGAGCGACGUCAUCGCAGGCUCUCAGGCGCACGAGAAUAGAGUCCAAUAUGCCUAGAGAUGCUCCUCUGUGGGCAAAGCAUGACAGCGACCCUGUGCGAGCGGUGCGCACGCCAGAGCCAAUCUAUUGGCAGACAGAAGAAGAUCCGCUGCGUGUUCUGCCCCUGGACUAUCAUGCAGCAUGCAGCUGUGGUUACAGACCACAGGAUGGUGCCGAGGUAAGAUACUCGAAAGGUGUGGUCUACGAUCUCACGACAUGCUGGGAAGUCCGAAUUCAGCUCGCACAAUGCCGCAACGAUCGCUGCUUGCGAGCAACGCCGAGACAGUCGGGAUCAAGGCUACAGCAUCGACCUUUCUGGAUUACAGGCGAUUACAAGGAGCUGGGACUUAUCUCGGCUGGCGAGGGCCGUAUCUUCACUCAUCAGCUCUUGGACAGCUACGCUGCUCACAUGGUCUCUGUCGCGACGCCUUUCAGCGCAUUCCACAAGGCAGUCUCUUUCCAAUACAUGUCCUCGAAGGCACCCUUCCUCUUUGUCUCGCCUAGCGUCUUCGCAGGAGUCUAUCGAUCCUACAUGGCUUUGAGCGACGUGACGCGUAACCUACGUGUGAUGCAAUGUCCGAAAUGCCUUGACAACCCAGAUGCGGUCAUCAUCGACGGCUACGCCGCUGGUUAUAACAAAACGAGUCAGACUGGCAGUCUGCAGCCGCCAACACGCACUGAUCCUGGAAAAGACUAUCCCGAUGUGAGGCCCCCACGCAGGGGCCUCAACUACAUCAACGAGUACAGCCUUCGUCUCAAACUGCAGAAGGCGUUGCACGUGGACAUCAAAUCGAAAGAUAGAGACUCGCGCACCCCUGCGGAAUUCUGUCAAGACCUGCAAGCAGCAGCCUGCGUGAUCACUGAUCAAGACGUCACGCGUCGACGCCAUCAAGAACAGGAGGCCUUGGGCCAAAGCCUUGAUCGAUUACGAGCAUAUCUACAGUAUCUGGCGAGCAAAGACGAGGCUUUCUGGCAGAAGCGAGUCAUGCCAUAUAGAGAGCUGCUUCGGCAGCUUCUCGCAGCCGAGUCUAUCCUCGGCUUCUGUCAAAUUGAGGCAGCGAAGAGUCUGGAGCACUGGAGCAUGCUAGCCAUGUCACGCCGUGCGGAUCUAUCCCAAGCGGAAGCGACCAAGCUCAAAGCUCGGCUGGCUGACGAGGAGGGCAAGUUUGCCAAAUUCUGCCCGGCCUUGGGCAUUACUUGCGCGGCAUAUACGGCAACCGGCGUAUCGUUGCCGGCCUUCGAGUGGCUCGUUUUCGAUAUCGCCAGACGAGUGCAAGCAAGCUACGAUCUGCUCUUCACGCACACAACGGCUCCCGCAGAGCCUGAUCGCUUUGGAGCGCCGCACUUGAGCACGACAGGAUCAGUCUAUCAAUAUCAGUAUCGUUCUCGGCCGAGCUACAGCUGCCUGCGCUUCGAUCAGCGAAAGGACGGCUCCAAAAAGGGGACUACGACAGGUUCCGCAGCGCAACCUGUCGACGACGAACGUCUCCGUUCAGAGCUAGAAGGUCAAUCAUCGGGUGCAGAGCAAUCAGAUUACGGCGAGCUAGGCGCACCGGACGAAGCGGAGGAGCCCAUAGACGCCCAUGAUGCGCCGUUGGAGAGUCAAUGCCAGAAAUUCUAUGACGAUUACAAGAAAGCGGGUCUCACGGGCGGCAUGCUUCUGAUCUGGUGCACUCAUCUCGUGUGCUACGGCUUUCAUUUCUUCGAGUCGUCAGAAGGCCGAAACGACAUUUUCAGCGCACUCUAUUGUCACUUCGAACGCGCGCCCAAAGUCGUCAUCUACGAUUACGCAUGCGCACUGGGGCCGUACUGUAUGCAGCGCGAACCAGAGUACUUCAAGGACACUCUCUUCCUGAUAGACGAGAUGCACUCAAAAUCACACACCAAGUGCACCUCCAGCGCAUUCUCUGGCGCAUACAUGAACACCCAUCACAGCAUCAGGAGGACACAGACGAGCGCAGCCGAAGUGGCGAAUGCUUGCCUGAAGCGAAUUCGGGUUUCGCUGGCGUAUUCCAGCGAACGCAAUGCAAUAGCCUUGGCGAAAACUUUUGUUCUGAUCUGGAACCGGACACGCAUCAAUAGAGAGCUUGCCAAGAUGGGACUCAAACAAUCAGACUCGGCCAGCAGUCCCGUCAAAUUCGUCAAGACGACGAUUCGUGGUAUCACCGGCACCUUCAGGAGAGAUUCGAACGACGCCCCGUCUGAGACUGCAGAGGAAGCCGCCAUCCUUGCUACCGAUAUACAAAACGACGGAUUCCCGCAAGAGACGAUGCAGACAGACGGAGCCUCGAUCGAGCCAGAUGCAGCGACAGAGGAGGCAGCAAGCGAUGGAGACGAUGACUCCGAGGCAGAAGCGAUGCUGGCGGUGGAGCUGCGCCCCUUCGAGACGUACUAG